Messenger RNA from Nicotiana attenuata, 727 nucleotides. RefSeq names its product small nuclear ribonucleoprotein Sm D2-like. Gene Ontology annotation, molecular function: RNA binding. Gene Ontology annotation, biological process: spliceosomal snRNP assembly; RNA splicing. The record is from RefSeq and is a predicted model, not a curated record. Bases 179 to 493 code for a protein of 104 amino acids. NCBI's taxonomy places the organism in Eukaryota, Viridiplantae, Streptophyta, Magnoliopsida, Solanales, Solanaceae. Gene Ontology annotation, cellular component: U1 snRNP; U2 snRNP; U4/U6 x U5 tri-snRNP complex. The transcript has 6 exons.
UAGUCACUUACUUCCCAAGUUCCCAUUUCCCAAACGGCCAAACCCAAACCUAAAUCAAAAAUUAGAUUUAGGGUUCCUCACUUCCUCUGUGCUACACUGCACUGACGCCUUCUUCCUCAACUCGACUGUGACGCCUUCUUCCUCAGCUCGUCGCUCAUCCUUCUUCGUCAGUCGGCCAAUGGAAGAGGAUGCCCCUGUGAAAAAUGAGGAAGAGGAGUUCAAUACUGGCCCACUUUCUGUCCUGAUGAUGAGUGUUAAGAAUAACACUCAGGUGCUCAUCAACUGUAGGAACAACAGGAAACUUCUCGGCCGUGUGAGGGCGUUCGAUCGUCACUGCAACAUGGUGCUUGAAAAUGUUAGGGAAAUGUGGACUGAGGUUCCCAAGACUGGAAAAGGAAAAAAGAAGGCUCAACCUGUUAACAAAGAUAGGUUCAUUAGCAAGAUGUUCCUUCGGGGAGAUUCUGUGAUCAUUGUCCUCCGAAAUCCCAAGUAGAGGUGAACCGGGUCUGAGUGAUUUGGAGCAGAACUUGUGAAGCAGCUAGGAGUUGGACGAGCUUGUAUAACUUUUCGUAUUGGUAGAACAUGGAGAGGGUGCUGUAAGACUUGAAAUAUGAUUUUGCUGUUCUGCUGUUAUCUAUUUCAGGGACCUUGUAAACAAUGGAUUUUAAAGUGGUUUUCUUGUGGUAUGUGUUAUGAUCAGCUAAUGUGUAGGGUGCCUUACCUUUCA